UCACUACCGACUUUUUGUCUCGUUGCCGACCGCGUUUACACGUUUGGUGUCCGCGCUGUCCUGCAUGGUUGGUUGCACAGAAUACGAGCUCUACCAGACACUUGCUAAGGUGGAGCAGUGGUAUCUCGAUAGGGCUCACCAGCUUACUUCAUCAGCCGUGAUUUCGGGCAACACCACAAAAGCUUCUGCUCAAUCUACUGGGGCUGUGAGAAAUGUUAUCGGGCGACCACGAAAAGUUAGAGAAGCAAAAUCCAACAAGAGGGCAAGAAGUGCGGCUUGCGUCGCUACUCAAGACGAUAACGAAGGCGUAGAAGACAAUCUCAAAGGCAGUGAUGUUGGGGAUGCGGACAGGGUUGAAGUUGAACACAGCGCAGUUGGUAAAAAUGAAGGAGAUGCUGAAAACGUCCUCGCAGCGGAGCAAGAAGAGGAGCACUUGCACGAGGACCCAGCAGGUGAGAGUGAUAUGCGCAUGCAGAGAAGACCACAAGUAGUCCAAUAUUCUUCGCAAUCAAGCAUCUCUUUAUCUGGCAUAAGGGUUGAGAAGUCCCCAUGAGCACCCCCCUGACGGUUGGACGGAUGUUCUGAUGUUGAUAAGCUUGAGGUGUUUGUCUUGGAUCAAAAAGAAGUUGGAGGUGGUCCCUAAACAGAAUGAUGUCCGUCAAAUGGGCGAACGCGAAGCUACUAAGUGCAUAAACAUAGUUCAUCUUCACUCAUGAAAUUCAAUACUCCGCAACCACAUUAUCCUCUCCGUAUGUUAUGGGAACGAAAUCUGAUGCUAGCUAAGGCGACUUUUAUUCUAUCAUAAUUAUCCGCCCCCAGGAUUAUUUCCACGAUGUACACGCCCAAUGAUUUCAUGGCUCCGUUGUAUUCCCGUUCUUCCACAUUACUCCGCUUGUGACAUUACCAGCGUUUCAGUUGCUUGAGUAAUCAACGACGAGUAGACGAAGUU
Messenger RNA from Amoebophrya sp. A25, 949 nucleotides. Lineage: Eukaryota; Dinophyceae; Syndiniales; Amoebophryaceae. The record is from the annotation of a GenBank genome assembly.